GAGGCUCUGUUGCAUAUUAAUGGCGAAAAAAACGACAAAAGGAGACAAACUCAGCCUUGGACGUGAAGGCCUCUGCCUCUCCCUCCGUACGUACACUCACCAACACAACAUUCUCUCUCCCCCACAAAACCAUUUCCUGUUAUAUAUCACCAACCAAAACCUCUCUCUCCGUAUUGUUUCCUUGGCUUUACUCUCUUUUUUCUCUCUCCUCUUCUUCUUCUUCUUCUUCGUUUCUACACACUUUUACUCUGUUUUUGAUCUGAUGUUUGGAGAAAGAUUCAUGGGUUUUGGUGGGUUUCAAGGAGAUUUUAACUUGGGACGAGCUCUUCCUCUUCCUCCUCCCGAUUUUGGUUCUGAUGGGUUUCUUACAAAGAGUCUAGACUCAAACCCGUUUCUGAAGAAUCAGUGUUACAACAACAAAACUGGUGAGGCUCUGGAUUUGUGUAGAAAGCUUAACAAAAUGGGUAUCUCUUGUGACAUGAGCAUUUGGACCAAACCUGAAGAAGAACCUUUCCGGGUCGACCCGGGUGAUUUUGGGUCUAGAGCUAGGACUCUUCAUGGGUCUUCUGUUCAGGAUCUGACUGGAGGAGCUGCUUCUCAGAUUCAUCAUGAUGGGUUUCGAAACUUUUCCUCUGUUCGUCUGCAAAACAACAACUUUCAUGGAGCUUCUUCUCCGGAAGAGCUUAGAUUGCUUGGCUUUCAAGGUUCCUUUAAUUCAAAUGAGUAUGAAGAGACGAUGGCUUCUAAGACUCACAGAGAUUUCCUCUUCGACCAUAUCCAUCAACCCAUAAAGCGUUCUCCUUGUCUCAGAGCCAACAACGGUGCUUUCAAGGGUUCGUUGAUGUUUGAGGGAUUUAGGGUUUCUCAAACCCUAGCCGCCAUGGAAGGUUCUGGAGCUUAUUAUCCAGAAGAUAGUUCUCUGAUGAGGAGGUAUCCAGAGGAUUGUGGUUUGGCUCUGAGUUUAGCCGCCAUGAAAGCUUCUGGAGAGCUUGGAGGUUCGUAUCCAGAGGAUACUCUGAUCGGUCAAGGCUCUUAUGAUAGGAUGAGUCCAAAGAGCAGUAUUGAUUUGCCUUUACCUCUGAGUCUCGUCUCCAUGGUUGAUAUAUACGGAUCUGUGAUCUUAAUGGCCAAAGAUCAGACUGGUUGUCGAGUUCUGCAGAAAUUAGUUGAUGAAGGAACGUUUCUUGAGACUAAUGUUAUAUUCCUUGAGAUUAUUGACCAUGUCGUUGAACUCUCCAUGGAUCCUUUUGGGAACUACAUUGUCCAGAAGCUUAUAGAUGCCUGUGAUGAGGAACAGAGAACGUUGAUUGUGAGUGUGCUGACAUCAAAACCAAGGGAACUUAUCAAAAUCUGCCUCAACACUUAUGGGACAAGAGUUGUACAGAAGAUGAUUGAAACAGUGAGAACAAAACAUCAGAUGGCAUUGGUCAAGUCAGGUAUCAAACCAGGCAUUCUCGCUCUUGUUAAAGAUUUGAAUGGCAACCAUGUGAUUCAAAGCUGCCUUCAGUCCCUUGGCCCUAAUGACAACAAGUUUGUGUUAGAAGCUGCUACAAAGCACUGUGCUGAGAUUGCACUUCAUCGCCACGGAUGCUGUGUUAUUCAAUGCUGCGUUGCAAACUCUGUUGGACCGCAACAUGAGAGACUCGUUGCUGAGAUAUCAAGAAACGCACUUCGCCUUUCACAGGAUCCUUUUGGGAACUAUGUGGUGCAGUACUUAAUCGAGCAAAAAGUGUCUGCAGUGAAGUUGCUAGUUCAGUUUAGAAAUCACUACGCCGAGCUAGCGACUCAGAAGUUUAGUAGCCAUGUGAUUGAGAAGUGUCUAAGGGAGUAUCCAGAGAGUCGAUCUGAGAUUGUCCGCGAGCUCCUCUCUAGUCCGGACUUUGAAUAUCUUCUGCAGGAUCCUUAUGCGAACUAUGUGAUCCAAACCGCACUCGCUGUAACCAAAGGAGCUGUUCGUGCUAAACUGUUGGAGAAGGUUUACAGGUUCGGGAAACUACGGUCGAGCCCUUACUGCAAGAAGAUUUUCUCCAAGACUAUCUUGAAGAAGUGACCUUAAUUAGUAACUAAAAGCUGUUGUUGUCCUUAUUUUGAGUUUCAAGAUCAUAUAGGGUUAUAGAGAAAACACUGCCCUGCCCUUAAUGUCUUUGUUGUUGGUCUCCCUUUUUGUAGUGACAACAACUUUUGUCAAACCAGAACUACUUGUUAGUCUGUGUUUUAGGCCAUUUAAUCUUUAAUCUUUACUUAUAUAUAUAUAACUUAAAGAGACCACACUGGUUCUCUCUGUCUCUCUUUUGCAUUAUUUGGGAACUCAAAAACACAACAGAAACAACAACCAAGGUUUUGGAAGAACAGAAUCAAAA
Camelina sativa (false flax) is the source of this 2360-nucleotide messenger RNA. Its product is annotated as pumilio homolog 9-like. Gene Ontology annotation, biological process: post-transcriptional regulation of gene expression. The record is from RefSeq and is a predicted model, not a curated record. Gene Ontology annotation, cellular component: cytoplasm. Gene Ontology annotation, molecular function: mRNA binding. NCBI's taxonomy places the organism in Eukaryota, Viridiplantae, Streptophyta, Magnoliopsida, Brassicales, Brassicaceae.